Olea europaea var. sylvestris is the source of this 1069-nucleotide messenger RNA. Its product is annotated as trihelix transcription factor GTL1-like. Lineage: Eukaryota; Viridiplantae; Streptophyta; Magnoliopsida; Lamiales; Oleaceae. The transcript is spliced from 2 exons. The record is from RefSeq and is a predicted model, not a curated record. The coding region runs from base 96 to 881 and encodes 261 amino acids.
AUAAAGAGAGUGUUAUUGUUGAUGAAGGAGAAGAUGCUUUGUUGCGUGGGAGUGAGCAAUAUGAUGUCCCCGAGACUCGACAGACUCCACUUGCAAUGCCUAAUUGUUGGCAAAACCAAGAAGAUUCUAUCAUUGAACAAAACUUCUGGAAGCCCGUCACUGCAGCACCAUCAAACGAGGAGAGUGAGAUAGAGAAUAAACAAGAACACCAAGAAAUUAAUGGGAGAAAUCAUUGUAAGUAUUUUCAAGAACCGGAAAUGAACUGUUUAGAGCGAGAGAAUAGACUAUAUGGAGAGCUUGAAGCAAUUUAUAAACGUAUCGGCACUUCCGGGAGUAAUCAAACUGCUUCUGGAUCAGUUCAUUUGCCCGUAAAUACCCAUUUGCAGGCUUCGGAGGCUUCUAUCGGAGAAGAAGAAUCCAUGAAAAUGGCUAAAAGGAGAAGCAAAAGGAAGAAAAAGAAGGAUCAACUAGAUUCAAUGGCUUAUUUUCUUGAGAGUUUAGUUAAACAAAUUAUGGAAAAUCAAGAAAAUCUUUACCGGAAGUUUACGCAAGUCAUUGAAAAACUGGAUCAAGAGAGAAGAGAAAGAGAGGAGGCUUGGAAGCAGCAAGAACUAGCAAAGUUUGAGCAAGAAGCGGCAGCACGAGCCCGUGAGAAAGUCAUAGCAAUAAGUAGAGAGGCCACCAUUGUUUCAUACUUGGAGAAAAUCACAGGUCAAAGAAUUAACCUUCCUCCUUUAAAGUUGCAACCAGCAAUUUCUGAGAAUCCAUUCUGCACAAAACCCAACUCUACCAGUGCAACUGAUGUUAGAGGGGAUGAAGAAGAUGAAACACAUGGCCUAAAACAAAACCGAAAGCCUGGAUUCAAAAUCAGAAUCCAUUAAUUCAGGGAUGAAAAGGGUUGUUUUAGGAGGAAAAAACUAUUCAAUGGCCCCAACUAUAUGAUUUUCAGUGGGGUUGAAAUGUAAGAAAAUCAGGGGACGCUGAGAAAGAUAAAUCUUUGGGAGUCCUUUGAAACUUGAGCGUAUGGAUUCUGAUCAGUGGAAAGUCUUUGAAAGAGGAUGAUUUGGUG